Molecule: messenger RNA, 1112 nt
Organism: Eutrema salsugineum
Lineage: Eukaryota; Viridiplantae; Streptophyta; Magnoliopsida; Brassicales; Brassicaceae
Product: cyclin-dependent kinase inhibitor 6
Exons: 4
Coding region: 56-661 (201 amino acids)
Biological process (GO): negative regulation of cyclin-dependent protein serine/threonine kinase activity
Cellular component (GO): nucleus
Molecular function (GO): cyclin-dependent protein serine/threonine kinase inhibitor activity
Source: RefSeq, a predicted model, not a curated record
CGAACCAGAAAUAGAAAGAAGCAGAGAGCACAAAAAGUAAGAGAGAGAGAGAGAGAUGAGCGAGAGAAAUCCAAAGUGCAAGCGAGAUGCGAAAGAGCUCGAAGCUUCAAGCGAAAGCGUCUCGCCUCUCAAGAAGAAGAAGCUCGAUAAUUCAUCAUCAACGGACUCUCGUGACGUCAUCCUCCCCGUUCCUUCUUCUUCUUCCGUCGCUUUAUCGACGGAAUCAGCUCCAGGUGGAUGCUCUGUUACCUCCGCCGUAGAAGACGAUGACAAGAGCUUGAGCAUCUGCUCCGGCUGUUUUAACAGUGAAUCGAACCAAAUCGCGAAGAAAAGCCCGACGUGUGUGGUAGAUCUGGAGGCUCAUCAAAUCUCGGAAACCGAAUCCUUAACAUUCAUCAUCAGCAAUUUCAGAAAAGAGGAAAAUCCGGUGAGCGAGGCAUUAGGGGAAACAACAGAGAUUGAAUCACCAUCGGCGACGGAUAGAGAUGAUCGGAGAAAACCAGGGGAGGUGGGCAAGAGUCCGACGCCGGCAGAGAUUGAGGAAUUUUUCUCGGAGCUAGAGAAUGAAGAGAAGAAGCGAUUCAUAGAAAAGUACAACUUCGACAUCGUCAAUGACAAACCGCUUGAAGGUCGGUACAAGUGGGAUCGACUUGAGCCAUGAAAAAGGAAGAAAAUAGCUCAUAUGGAAGUACCGAAGAAGGAAAAAGAAAAGAAAAAAUAGGUUUUUCUUUCUUUCUGUUUUACAGUCCACUUGUACAGCUCUCUUCCUUUUCUUUUCUUUUCUAAUCAGUUUUAGUUCGUACAAAAAAAAAUUACAAAUCGAAAUUUCGAACCUUUGAUUAGUACUAGUUACGAUGGUAAUUAAAAGUUCGUCUGGGGUUUUGAUUUCGUGGGUUUCUCGUGUUUACUUUUUUUGAAAAAAAUUUGAGUAUAAAAAAUGGUGUAGGCAAAUUCGUGACAGAGUGAUCAGGUUUUAAUUGCAUGAAUAUGGAAAGGUGGUUCUUGUUUUGGAUUUAAAACAUUGGAUGCUUAUUACAAUAUAUUUUAUCUCAACAUUUUUGUUUGUCUCUUGUCCUUCUUAUUCUUACAUUUUCCCAAAAGAACAUCACUUA